AUGGCUUACCCAGCGCAGACUUCAACUGAUACUUGGAACAAUUCCUUAUUUGGGCAGCCUGCACAGCCAGCGAUUUAUCUUCCUUCGGAACGAGUUUCUGUACCUCAUGCUCAGAUGUUCAUUCCACAGGAGCCUGCCGUCAAAGAAACUUCAAAGACAACGAGACAAACGCUACAAAAUUCCCCAGUAACAAGCGAAAGUGAAAGUGCUACAGAUCCUGAUGUGUGGGAAUCUGUUUCAAUGCGAAGAAGUCCAGGACAUAAUGAACAGCAAAAAGACGAUGAUGAAAUCCAAACGGAACCUCGACCAAGAGGUCCACCAUUUGAGCAAAAAGGGCCUACAUUCAAUAAGGAGGUUAAACCAGUUCCUCCUCCUCCACCUUCUUCACCGGAACAAGUUCUGCGAGAGAAACCUCUUGAGGCAAUGACUUCAGAAAGACUGAUUCAGCAGUUCGAACUUGAAACUGAUCAGUUGGAGGAAGAAGCUAUCCGUAGAAUUGCCGAUUAUGAUAGACAAGAACAGUUGAACGAACUUAGAAGGAAAAUGUGCGAUCGAUUCAAGAGAUUUUAUCCAAAUCUAUUUAGCGAUGAAGAUGAGGAAGAGGGCAUAGAUGAGGAAGCAAAAACUUCUGAAGAGGAAGAUGAAGAUGAAACUGGUGUUCCUAUAAAUGGUGAAGUUAUUCGAAAUGGUAUUCAACUUGCAGCCAGAUAUCUUGCUUUAUGGUUCCCGGACAAGAAAGAGCGAAAGGAGAUGAUUCCGUGGAAUACAUUAAGAAAAAUUAAGCCUAUUCGUCUCUGCUUUUUGGAUAAUCGCGUAGGGCACGGCGAGUACGAGACCUUUGACAUCGGUGAAUUUGUAACCAGCACCGGCCAUAUGAUGUUUGCUUAUGGUGAUGGCCCAGAGGCUGAAGAUGAUACAAGACUUUUUGUGCUCGAUGUUGUUCGACAACAGAUGAAUAUGCUAUUGCGGCGAUUAUGGUGCAAAAUGGUAGAGACGCAUGAAAGGAAGGUUUUCACAUACUGCCACAUAUUCUCGCUUUAUAAAAAACAUCCAAUUCGAUUGAGGCGACUGGUUCGGUACCUCGUAGAACAAAACCGUCAGCGACACAUGCUCUAUAGAGUGAUGAUCGAUCAAGGUCGUCGUAGAGGCCAAGACUACUUUGAAAAUCGCAUGGGUGUUAAUGAAACCGGUUCUACGGAAGUAAUAUUCUUGAGAAAACGGUAAGU
This is a messenger RNA of Strongylus vulgaris, 1226 nucleotides long. The record is from the annotation of a GenBank genome assembly. Lineage: Eukaryota; Metazoa; Nematoda; Chromadorea; Rhabditida; Strongylidae.